AUGCCCAAGACGGCGUGCGUCGUCGGCGCCGGCCCCUCUGGCCUCGUUGCGGCAAAGACCCUACUGCUGCACCCCAAGGGCCUCUUCAGCACCGUCUGCAUCGUCGACGUCCAGGGCGCCGUCGGCGGGCUGUGGCCGUCCUCGCCCACCGACUCGCUCGCCCGCCAAGUCCAUCCGCUCAUGCUCGCCAACCAGAGCCGCCACACGAUGCAUUUUGCCGACCUGGCUUGGGACUCUGACGCCGAUGUCGUCCCGCGCGCCUGGCAGGUCGGCCGCUACCUGCGACGCUACCUCGACCGCUACCUCGAUCCCUGCCCCGGCUUCCGCCUGCGCCUCCGCACCCGCGUCGUCUGCGCCGAGCCCUGCAGCGGCGGCGGAGGAGGAGGAGAGGGUGGCUGGAACCUGGUCCUUGAGACUGACGACGGCAGCCGAGAGACGGCGCACUUUGACUGCCUUGUCGUCGCCUCGGGUUACUUUGGAAAGCCCGUCAUCCCCGCCCACGCCCUGCCCGAACCCCUCACCGUCCCCGUCGUCCACAGCAGCCAGUACCGCGAUCUCAAGAGCCUGCUGGGCACGACGCCUCCCCCUGCCAAUGGCCGCAUCCUCGUCGUCGGUGGUCAGAUGUCGGGCGUCGAGAUUGCCGGCACCAUCGCCUCGCACUUAUCUGCCGCCGCCAACGCGCCCGACGGCCAGUGUGCCCUUCCCGGCGCCGACGGCCUGACUGUCCACCACCUCAUCCAGCGGCCCAUCUGGGUUAUGCCCACCUUUACCACGCCCGAGCCCAAGGCCAAGGCUCCGGCCUUUUUGCCGCUCGACUUUGCUUCAUACAACGCAAACAACCGCUCCGUGCCGCUGGAAAAUACGCAGGGCCACAUCAGCAAAGACGCCGCCCGUUCCGUCCACGCCAUCUUCGAGCACACCCUCGGCACCGACCAGGCCGUCUUCUCCCCGCUUUUGCGCUUCGACGACAACGCCAAGGCCGAGCCCCCCUACUUGGCCGUCAGCGACUGGUACUGCGACUUUGCCCGGUCCGGGCGCAUCGUCCUGUCCAAGGGCAAGCUCGACACCCUCCGCGGCACCACGGCUGUCGUCACCUCGCCCGACGGGAUCGACGAGGUCAGCAAUGUCGUGGCCGUCAUCCUCGCCACGGGCUUCGACCCGUCCGCUAGCCUGAGCUUCCUCCCCCGUGACGCGCUAGACAAGCUGCACUACUCGCCGCAGCACCGUGCCCAGCCCUUGGCCCUGGCCUUUCACGGCACGCACCACCCCGACGUGCCCGGGCUGGGCUUCGUCGGCUUCUACCGCUCCCCCUACUGGGGCGUCAUCCAGAUGCAGGCCAGGUUCCUCGCCGAGCUGUGGUCGCACCCGGGGACGGCGUUGGCAGAGCCACUGCGGCGCAAGCUCGCGGCUGACGACUCGGUGCAGCGCACGCUGGCCCUGCGCAACGAUCCCCGGCUCUCCCAGUUCCCCAUGGGCGACUACGCCUGGCUGAUGCAAGAGUUCUCCGAGGCUCUAUCCCUGGAGCGCACGUCCAUCUCGCCCAGCGGUCUCCCGAUGCUCUCCUACAACCGCCAGCCCCUCGACAUGCUGACGCCUUCAGCCUACGUCUCGCCCGCCUCCAACGGCGACUCCGACUCCAAAGACGAGGCGGCAAAGUCGAGGCAAGACACACAUAAUGUGUGCACCCAGGGCCUCACGACACCGCGGUUCGUCGCCCGAGCUGUCUUCCGCAGCCUGUUGGGAACCUGGAAGCUGGAGCGCGACCUGAUCAGCAGGCUGCCGUCGCACCCCAGCGGGCACUUUAGCGGCACAGCCCAGUUCCUCCUGCGUGACAAGACGCCGGACGGGCUUCGGUGCGCUGGGGGGGCUAAUGAUGAUGGCAACGAUGGCGGCGAGGGAGACGAUGGCGGCAUGGAGUACCUCUACAUCGAAGACGGAGACUUCAAAACGGACGCGGGCUUUGGCUUUCGGGCCACUCGGCGCUACGUGUGGCGCUACGACGAGCGGCACGACGUGCUGAGCGUGUGGUUCGCCAAGACCGACGACCCCCGGCGAGCCGACUACCUGUUCCAUGAGGUCGAGUUCCAGCAGCCCCAGGGCGGCGGGUGGAGCGCCAAGGCGGGCCACCUGUGCAUCGACGACUACUACGACGUCAACUACAACUUUGCCUUUGAAGCCGUCAACCUCGCCGAGUGGAGCAUAGAGUACACGGUCAAGGGGCCCAAGAAGGACUACACGAUCCGGGGGGGUUAUAGGCGGUAG
Hirsutella rhossiliensis is the source of this 2262-nucleotide messenger RNA. RefSeq names its product flavin-binding monooxygenase-like domain-containing protein. NCBI's taxonomy places the organism in Eukaryota, Fungi, Ascomycota, Sordariomycetes, Hypocreales, Ophiocordycipitaceae. The record is from RefSeq and is a predicted model, not a curated record. The coding region runs from base 1 to 2262 and encodes 753 amino acids. The transcript is spliced from 3 exons. Gene Ontology annotation, molecular function: flavin adenine dinucleotide binding; N,N-dimethylaniline monooxygenase activity; NADP binding.